CAUCUUGGUGAGCUGCUGUCCCUCCCUCCCGCCCUUCCCGCUAGCCUGGUAUAUAUGCGCCACGGCCGUCAGCGAGAGACAGAAAGUAUCCAAGCUAAGAUGAAGCCGUUCACUGUAGCCAUCGUGUUCAUCGGGGUGCUGGCCCUGUGCGCGGCCCUUCCUGCACCUGAGCCCCUCCCAGUGGCACUCCCGGAAGCCCUGCCAGAGCCCCAACAUUUUGACCACGGCGGACAUAGAUUUGGAGGAAGGUUUGGAGGUCGAGGAGGAGGAAGGUUUGGAGGCCGAGGAGGAAGGUUUGGAGGUCGAGGAGGAAGGUUCGGCGGACAUGGCUUCGGACGUGACCACGGCUUCGGCGGACAUGGUUUCGGUCACGGCGGUGGUGCUCCCCACGCCCACAUUUCUCUUGGACAAGGCGGCCUCAACUUGCUCGUCCACGGCCACUAACACUCCCUGAUUGCGACUCUAUAUAGUACUAUGACUAUAUGAACGUCUACCUACCACAGAUUCUUGUGUACACCUCUGUUUCUAAUGAAUGAGAAAAUGUCUUGAA
Messenger RNA from Scylla paramamosain (green mud crab), 550 nucleotides. Its product is annotated as probable H/ACA ribonucleoprotein complex subunit 1. The transcript has 2 exons. The record is from RefSeq and is a predicted model, not a curated record. Bases 55 to 444 code for a protein of 129 amino acids. Lineage: Eukaryota; Metazoa; Arthropoda; Malacostraca; Decapoda; Portunidae.